GCAGAAGUUGAGGGCCAGCUGCAUCCUAUGAAACUUGUGUUUGGCAGGGAAGAGUCAUUCAUUCACCGAAAUGGACUACGCACUCGACGGGUGAGAGAAGGGAUACCAGAAAGCCAAGCAAGGCUGAAGCAACGCACGAUGAGUUAUGGCGCCGGUCGGUGUGGUGCAGAUGAUUGCAAUGCGACUGCGUGAGCAGCUCUUGCCGCAGCGUGUGUUCACGCUUUUGAUCAUAGGAUGCCUUCAGAUGAACCAGACUCAGGUACUCAGCCAACCAGCGCAUUGACUCGCUCAUCCAUUCAACGCCUCCAUCGCUCAUGGCCGCUUGGUUGCCCUCUCUGUUGGUUGUGUGUGCAGCGUGUGCAGGUCAACGCUGCCAUCGCUGCUGCACAACACUGCUAAGGGCCUGGCUAUCGUCUCCCUCUCACCUGAAUCGCCCAUCUGCCUUUCUGGUAUGAAUGGGUGUGGACACGGAAAGGGAACGAGGGCACGAAAAUGGACGUAUAUGUGUUUGUGUUCGUGUGCGGGUCCAUGCGUCGUCGUUGUGCUGUUGUGGUGUUGUCUGGCAGGUUGUUUUUCGCACUCUUCUGUCGCCUCGCUGUUCCGUUUGGGUGCGCUGUACAAUACUAUCUGGUUCGCAAUCGCACACACUGACUGGAUGGCUGGCUUGAGAGUGUCCGUCGCGUUGGUGGUGUUGUGUGUGUUGGUGGCAGGUUGUUUUCGCACCCUCUGUCGCAUUCACUCUCUGGUCUGGUGCGCAUCAAGACCACAAUGCAGACCGACCACACCCUGGGCGGGGCAGAAACGCCAGACGGCGGUGGGCUUAACGCUGUGCGCGGGCCGCUCGAGCAGGAAGACGACCAGGACGACCACAUGGUACGUCAUGCACCACACGGCACACACCAUCACCUGCACAUACCGCACACACCCACCACACACCUGCACCGCCACACACACCACACACCAACUAGAUGGGUCGGAUUCGGUCCUUUCUGUGUGUCGUGUGUGUGCAGCGUGUGCAGGAGGAGGGCGAAUCAGCUGAUGACAACAACAACACCGGGGUGACUGAUUGACGCACACACACACACAGCACACGGGCAGACAGAUUCCGUUUCUCUGUGUUCUGCCUGACUGCAUCAGGGUGGUGACGGCGGGGUGAGUGGUGCUGGUGCUGGGGGUGGUGCUGGUGCUGGUGGUGGUGGUGGUGGUGCUGGGGGAGGGGCUGGGGGCAUCCUGGUAUGCAACACGAUGUAUGGGUCUAUCAGUGGGGGGUGAAGACACAGACGCACAAUGUCAUCCAUCGUGUUUGCGGAUGUGUCUGGUUGUCCUGCAGAGCGGCGUGGCUUUGGGGGCCGGGCCGCUCGGUGGCCACAACACCCCCGCCAACAACCCCAACAACAGCAGCCAGGGUGCUGGGGGCUCUGGCCAAAACGACAACCCCGACGAUCAGGUAAAUGGGACGUGUGUGUGUCGCGCACAGUAUCCAUCCAUCCAUCCAUCCAUCCAUGGAAUGAAUGGAUGGAUGGAUGUGUCGUGUUCGUCUCUCCUCUCCUUCCUCCUGUCCAUCAGCUAAUCGUGCCGGACCCGCGCUCGGUGAGCGAUGGGACAGAGAGACGGCCAGCUCAUGUGUCACGGAUAGAUGGAUGGAUGGAUGGAUGCCCUUUGCAGUUGCUUCGUCCACGGUUGAUCCCCGGGUCCGUGCCGCUCGUCCGGUUGCCACCCAGGGACAACGUACGUCCGGCUGCCUCCCGGGUGAGCGAUGGGAGAGAGAGAUGGCCAGCUCAUGUGUCACGGAUGGAUGGAUGGAUGGAUGCCCUUUGCAGUUUCGUGCACCGUUGGCCCCCGGGUCCGUACGGCCCAACAUCGCCGGGCUGGGCAUGAGGGCUCCGAGGCCGGUAAGCAGCCGCGCUCCGCACAGCAAAUAGAGAGAUAAAUGGGGUGGAGUGGGGUGGGGUGGAUCAUGGACAGACAGACAGACAGAGGGGAGGGAUGCCUUAUUUGUUUGUAUGUAUGGUGUCGUCUGUUGUGUUGUGUCGCGUCAGGUGGGCGGCAUCCUCGCGGGCCACCCACACGUGUGGCGUCAGUGGCUCUGCAUCGGCGGCGGCCACUACGACACGCGUUACAUGGGCCCCGACACGCAGCAAACGAUGCCGCCCAUGGGCGGUCCGCUCGGGGUACGUGUACGACGGAUGCGGCAUGCACGACACGACACACACGCGACAAACAAAGCAUUGUGCGUUUGUGUGCAUCCCCUUCUCUCUCUCUCUCUCUCUCUCUUGUCUCUGUCUGGCUGUGCAGGGCCCACCGCUCACGCAGCUGCCGUUGGUCAACAACCAGGUGCCGCUCAACUACAACGGACAGGCGAUGGGUCAGUCAGCACACACAGAUCCAAACACACACAUGGAAGGGGUGCGAGGAAUGGGUGGCUGUGUGCGUGUGGCGUGUGCAGCACCACUGCCACACGGCCCCCGGGCACACAUGCCCGUCCGGGCUCCCGGACCCAUGUCGCCCAUGCGGCCCAUCAUGUGGCCCAUCAUGCCGCCCCGCCCGGCGUACCAGCGCCCCCCAAACUACCCCAACUACGGCCCCCAGCGACCCCCCAACUACCCCCAACUACCCCCAGCGACCCUACUAGACCACUCAGACAGACACACAAGAUACCACACAGAUGUAAGCUACACAGACAGACACAGAGAGGGAAGGAUAGAUGGGAUGGACGCACUCACCCACUCGGGAUGGGCGUGGCGGUCAUGUGUGGCGUCUGUCUGCGUGUGUGUGACUUGGUGUCAGACGUCCGAUCUGCUGUUUCCUUCUGCGAUGAUCCAUCCUGCCGGUAGACAUACGUAGAUGGGAUAGCAGGGGGAGCGAGGGAGAGGGGGAGGGUUAUAUAAUGUAGCUGUGUGCACACCCAUACCAUCCGGCGACCUCACACAACCACCUCACCCGCCACUGAUCGCACCGCGACACACCACACACUGUCACACACUAUCACUGUCUGUCUGUCGGGUGCGGUCAGUGGCCGGGGGUGUGGUUGUGUGAGGUCGACCCAUGGCUACACAUAUCUGUGCCUAGAUUGAUCCAUGGUGUGUGUGCGUGUGCGGCGUGGCGCCAGCCCCCUCUUUGCCUUGGCGUGUGCGCGGCCCUUUUCAUGUAGGUCAGUCAGUCAGUCUGCAUAUUUUGGGUUUUUGGCGAGGUGAUUGAGC
Messenger RNA from Vitrella brassicaformis, 3200 nucleotides. NCBI's taxonomy places the organism in Eukaryota, Vitrellaceae. The record is from the annotation of a GenBank genome assembly.